AUGAUGCGCCGAGACUCCGAAUCUAAUAUUGCAUGCAAAAUUCGCUGAGCAUUAUGCGGUGGAAACGUCGAAUUUCUUGAAGGGAUUAUGAAAAGAUAUCCCAAAGUCGAAACUCUUAAAUUUAUUGAAAAAUACAUUGACUCUUUUUACGAAGCUGGUGUAAAUGCACGAAAUAUUGAAUCAAUAAGUUUUUUGAUUGAAAACAUACCAAUAAAUUUACUAAUCAAAGCUAUAGAAAAAGACGAUUAUUUUGUGCUGAAAAGAUUCAUUAAUGUUUUAUACCCCAACACAUCAACACAAGAGAUACGUGAAAUUCGUAAAGAAAUAUUGAUUAAACUCUCUGAAUUAGAUGAAAAUCUUAAGAACGUAAUUUAUAGCAAUGCAAGUAUGAUUUUAAAUAAUUAA
This is a messenger RNA of Blepharisma stoltei, 405 nucleotides long. The record is from the annotation of a GenBank genome assembly. Lineage: Eukaryota; Ciliophora; Heterotrichea; Heterotrichida; Blepharismidae.